UUUUAACAAUUCAACGCGCAUCUUAGAUACUUUUCUUGUAUAAGAAAUCACGUGCCUUCUGCCAUAAUUUCUAAAUUGUAUCAAAUUAUACAAAAUUUAAAUGAAUCUCUCUAAUGCAUUGUGUUAUAAAUAGGAACUAAAUAAUAUAUGUUCCUUAUCUUUUUCAUGAACAUUUUAAUAAACGAAAGAGAAGAAAUCUUUGAUAAAGUUAUGAACAACAUUAAGGAUAAAUACUGGAAGCUAACAAGUUUCUUCCUCUUUUAAUUGGAUAUUAGGAAUUAUUAAUAAUUUAUACAAGAAUACGAUUUAAGAAGAAAGGGAUAAAAAACUUGUAAAAAGAUAUAUUUCAGCAUGUAAGUUUGAUAUAUUUAUCCAUGUGGAAAAGAAAAAUAAUAUUAAUAACGACGUAGUGUUAAUUAACUUUAUUGUGUGAAUCUAUUGGAAAAUAGUGUAUGUGUGGAUACAAAACUGUACAGUAAUAAUUAUCAAAAUGAUCAUUCGCAAAAUGAUUUGGCCUCGCACAUUUAGUGACUUUGCUUCUAUGGUAUUUAUAUUAACAAUCGUACCAUUGAUUUAUUGGUUUGAACUAUGGAUAGUGUUACCCGCAUUGUAUGAAUAUAAUACAAUACCAUAUUUUUGCCACUUUAUUUUGGGUAAUUUUAUAAUGUUGAACAUCGUGGGUAACUUUACGUAUGCAGUAUUGUGCGACACUAGUAUUAAUAGGACUAUUGUACCAGUAAGCACUGCAAACCCUAAGGAUGGAUGGAGAUUAUGCACAACUUGUGAAAUACUUGCUCCUCCUCGCUCUUGGCACUGUUCAACAUGUAAAACUUGUAUUCUGAAGCGUGAUCAUCAUUGUAUUUUUACUGGCUGUUGUGUCGGUUACUUCAAUCAUAGAUAUUUUAUUAUGUUUCUUUUAUAUUUAUUCAUUGCUACCGUCUAUGCCUUUUGUUACAAUAACUUUUUUAUCUGGUCUAGAAUUCAUUUCGAGUUUCCAAUGUCCAUUAUAAAAAUAAUAUUUCCAUUGGCAAUAUUUGUAUUUGGAUUUGAUGGUUCUAUCGAACAAUUUUAUUUGUUACUUUAUAUUGUAUCAGUUAUAGGAAUGUUAUUUACAGGCAUCUUAUGCAUUUACCAUUUUCAAUUAGUUCUUAAUGGAUGCGUUGCAGAUGAAAGUAAUAAAAAUAGACGUACUUAUGAUCUAGGUUGGCGACAAAAUAUAAAGGAAGUUCUUGGUGAACGAUGGUAUUUAACAUGGUUGGUUCCAUAUAUAAAAUCACAAUUACCGCACGACGGUAUUACGUGGGAUACAAAAAGUGAAUGGAAAAUUAAUAAUGCAAAAUGUAAAUGAAUUGAUAUACAUUUGUUUAUCUGAAAUGCAAUUGAACUUUUCUAACUUGAAUAAUUUUAAAAUGCAAAUGAUUUCUUUAAAUUUAAGCUUUACAUUUAAGCUUUUAAUUUAAGAUAUACAAAAUAUGUACGUUUUCUUUAAUUUUUAUUUCAUUUAAAAAUCCUUUAUUUUUUUUUAAUGUAAAUUUUCUCUCUCAAUAAUUAUGAUAUUACAAGAUCUACAAGUUCAACUGUAUUUUAUAAAUAUUUUUUGACAUGUUCUUAUAUCAUUCAAUCAUACCUAAUAUAUACAUACUUAUGUAUAUUGUACAAUGAAAUUUCUUAA
Messenger RNA from Polistes canadensis, 1672 nucleotides. Its product is annotated as probable palmitoyltransferase ZDHHC24. Lineage: Eukaryota; Metazoa; Arthropoda; Insecta; Hymenoptera; Vespidae. The coding region runs from base 491 to 1348 and encodes 285 amino acids. The transcript has a single exon. Gene Ontology annotation, molecular function: palmitoyltransferase activity. The record is from RefSeq and is a predicted model, not a curated record.